Molecule: messenger RNA, 810 nt
Organism: Periophthalmus magnuspinnatus
Lineage: Eukaryota; Metazoa; Chordata; Actinopteri; Gobiiformes; Gobiidae
Exons: 6
Coding region: 1-789 (262 amino acids)
Source: RefSeq, a predicted model, not a curated record
AUGGUCCAGAAGCAGGGCGUGGGAAACGGAGGCAGAGACAGGAUGGACUCUACCGGCAGAGUAGAGCUGGGUCUGAGGCAGGAGAGCGGAACGGGCAGUAAAGAGAGUGUGAAAUAUGAGAGCGUGAUCCUGGCUGAUAUACAGGAGUACUCUGACUCCUGUGAUAGUCCUGGACUGGGCCUGGACUGGGCCUGGACUGGGCCUGGACUGGGCCUGGACUGGGCCUGGACUGGGCCUGGACUGGGCCUGGACUGGGCCUGGACUGGGCCUGGUCUGGGCCUGGACUGGGCCUGGACUGGGCCUGGACUGGGCCUGGUCUGGGCCUGGACUGGGCCUGGUGUGGAGCUGGUGUGUUCAGACUUACUGAAUCGUCCGGUCAUCUCUCUGUCUGUGUCUGACGGGGCUUCCCAGGCCCGGCCACAGGGGGUCCGGGUGCUGCUGGGGUCAAAGUUCAGGGUCAAAUGCUCUGUGGAGCCACAGUACCCGGGAGGCUCCUUCCAGCUCCUCUCUCCCACUGCCCCCCUCGGUCAGAACCACACCCUGCCCGCUGUCAAUCACUCCGCACACUUCCUGUUCUCUGACACUGGCUCCGCCCACAAAGGAAAUUACACCUGUGUUUACCACCUGCAUGUGUUCAACCACAACUUCUCCUCUCAGAGCCCCAGCCUCCAGCUCUCUCUGGGAGCUCCAGACUCAGACCUGAUCAUCAGAGUCCUGCUCAUUCUACUGUUGAAGCUCCUCUACAUCCUUCCAAUGUUCUACUACUACUGCAAGGUACUGGACCUUUAGACCUGGUUUAGACCUGGUUUA